Molecule: messenger RNA, 2574 nt
Organism: Ochlerotatus camptorhynchus
Lineage: Eukaryota; Metazoa; Arthropoda; Insecta; Diptera; Culicidae
Product: vanin-like protein 2
Exons: 6
Coding region: 651-2369 (572 amino acids)
Molecular function (GO): hydrolase activity, acting on carbon-nitrogen (but not peptide) bonds, in linear amides
Source: RefSeq, a predicted model, not a curated record
CGGUGUUGUUCGGUGGAAGUGCGACAAUAGUUCGUGGAAGCAAAGUAAUUCGAUUUGCACGUGUUGUUACGAGGUGCUUCGCGCCUACAUGUGACGGCUCUUCGUCUUCGCUACUGAUUGUGUGAUCGAUUGUUAAGACACAGAUUGUUAACCAGCCAAUCAUCGAUCGUCCGACCGACAAGUGAACCGUAAUAGGAACCGAGCAGAGAGUAUUCAUAAACGCUUUCGCUUGCAAGCGGAACACAAAAGACAUGUAUCACAUGUGUGUCUGAACAAGCAAGCAGCAACGCAAAGAUAAGAAUGAGUGAAGGAAGAAAAAAGACGCUGAAUAAAAAUGAUAACGUAAUAUAAAUAUAAAUGUGAAGACAGAAAAAAAAAACAAGAAGACCAACAACCAUUCAACAUACAUGAAGUUCAAAUUUGGACUCGGGAGCGCCAGCAGUGAGCAGUACUACUCGCCAUUCGUCGAUGUAAUAAUAUGUGCAGUUUCGCCGGGCUCGAUCGUUUCAGAGAGGGCAAACAAUUCGGGAAUCAAAUUUCCACUUCCGAUUCGAGUGCAACGAGUGAACCAUUCGCAUAGUAGGUAGAUGCGCAGAAGUGAUUGAGUGAGCCGACGGAUCCCGUUACAGAACGUUGUGCCUCGCGAGAUAAUGAAUGGAACCGUCUGUCUGUAUGGGGUGUUGCUGUUCCUACUGAGUCAGACCGUGAAACCGUCGCGACAGUUUCAUCAUCACCGUAGAUCCGUCGCCGAUUCCUCCGGGGAUGACCAUCAUGAUGACAGCUACGUCGUAGGGGUGGUCGAAUUUCGGCCGGAAUCGUUCGAUAUCGACAUACGACGCAGGACGGAGCUGCACCUGGAUGCUUACGAAGAGCUGAUCAGGUCCGAUGAGGCGAAGUCCACCGACAUCAUCGUCUUCCCGGAGCUCACCCUCAACACCAUCUCGGACCCGGUCUACGUCCCGGACCCCAGCCGGAAUGUCAUCCCCUGCCAGGAAGACGCACCCCGGGACCUGCUGUCGCACCUCUCCUGCCUGGCAGCCGAAGUCGGCAAAUACAUUGUGAUAAAUCUUUCGGAGAUCUUCGACUGCGAAUCGAUUCCCACGGAAGAUCCCCGACCAUGUGGCCCCCACGGGUUCCACCGGUACAAUACCAAUCUAGUUUUCGAUCGAAACGGAGCUGUGAUAGCGCGGUACCGCAAGUUCAACCUCGCCGGUGAGAACGGUACCAAUCGGACGUACGUGCCGGAGAUUGUAACAUUCGAGACUGACUUUGGGGUGACGUUCGGGUUGUUCACCCGUUCUGAUGUGUUGUUUGCGAGGCCGGCCCUGGAGCUUGUCAACCGCGAUGUCAAGCAUUUGAUCAUGCCGGCUAUGUGGGGCUUGGAACUGCCGUUCCUCACAUCGACGCAAGCCUACGAAAGCUGGACAUACGCGAACAAUGUGAAUCUGAUCGUGGCGGGAGCAAACUACGAAGCAAAUGGCAGUACCGGAACGGGGGUCUUCAACGGUAGGAACGGAGCUGUACUAUCGUUCGUGACCGGUGAACCCAUCAGGAGACUGUUCCCCGUUAGGGUGCCCAAGAACCCCGAACAUCUCACACGGAAUCACAUUCCAUUGGAUAGUUCCGAAACGGAAUCCGGUCGACUGCACGGCAAAUUUCUCGAAGGCAUCCACAUUUCCAGUGACGCCCUGGAGCAGUUCACCACGAUGCAAAUCAAUCCGGAGCGCUAUCACGACCACAUCGGGCAGAUCAUCUGCAAUGGGGACUUCUGUUGUGACUUCAGCGUCACGUUGACCAUAGUUCCGGACCGGGACUUAACCCAUCACUACCGGUUCGCCGUGUUCGACGGGACUCGACGGUUUUCCAGCCAUGAAUAUGCUCACGUAUCCACCUGUGGGAUCAUUACGUGCCGAAAUGAAUCGCUAGUUAGCUGCGGUCUCCCGAUGAACGAAAACUCCAACUACCUCGAAUUCAACGACAUCGUCAUCGCCGGUAGGUUCCGUGCGAAUGGAACACUGGCCAUGGCCAACUCCCUGGACGAUAUGCUGCAUCCGCUGGAUGUGCAUCAGUACACGUUCUACUCUACGGUGAAUUACACAUCGAAUCAGCAGGACGUUCAACUCACCCUGUCCAGCGGCACCGUGGCCAAUCUGCAAACGUUCGCCAUCUACGCGAUCAACCACGAGAACUUUGAGUACUUCAACCCGAUCGAAGCUCCGCCGGAGCCGACUACGGAGGGUUCUUUUGAGAUGGAGGACGAUGCGCGUGGUGAAGGCCAUGACGGUAGUGGAAGUAAGGUAGUGACUUCCGGUACGGUUGCACUGCUACUGCUGCUGCUGGUCAGCACGGUACUUCAGCGGCCAGUGUGAACGGGUCUGUGAAGUUGUUUUGUAUAUAUUGUAACAUAAAUGUAGGAUAGUUGAAAGUGCAUGCCAAAACGUUGCUUAUAUAGGAAGUCAGUUAGAAGGUAUCCCAAAAAAGAUUUCUAAACAUAUUUAACAGAGAACAGAGAAGAUAGUUACCGCCUUUCUGCUAAAGCGAAAGAUGUCGAUCAAGUAAUAAUUUACGUAUUAG